AUGGGCCGCGUCUCCUGGGCACGACUGUUCGGGGCAGACCCAAGCCUCGAUAACCUCCAUCGCUUCGAAACCUCAUGGCUGCUCUCGCCCACCGCGCUGGCCGGCGUGCGCGCCCUGACCACCUUGUACAUCUUCACCACCAUCAUCGUGGUUUGGGCAUGGUAUGGCGCCCAUGACCAUACGUCGGACAUUGGCCAGUCCUUCAGUUACUUCACCUGGUUGACCUACUGGGGUCUGGGCUUCUAUCACCUCGUCGCGACGAUCCAUACCGUGCUCUAUGCGCGAACAGGUCGCUCGGUCUUGUUGGAUCGCUGGCCGCGAUUCUUCCGUGUGAUGCACAUCAUGUUCUACGCGACCAUCACCACCUUCCCGUUCUUGGUCACCAUUGUCUUUUGGGGAAUCCUGUUCAAGCCACCUUUCUACAAGGAGAUUUUCCCCGCCUCGAGCUACUGCUGCCGCUACUACAACUACGACUACGACUACGACUACAGCCCUUUCAUUCCUGAUCGCGAGCCCAUCUCCACCCAGUCUAUCUUCUUUUUCCAUCCUCUUUUGACUUUUCUGACGAACCCCCACCAGAUCUCCCAACAUGGUCUCAACUCCCUGCACGCCCUGGUAGAAAUCAUCCUGCCCGCCACCGCUCCCCACCCAUGGAUGGCCAUUCCAGUCCUCAUCGUUCUCCUCCUGCUCUACGUCAGCGUCGCCUACAUCACCCACGCCACCGAGGGCUUCUACACCUACUCCUUCCUCGACACAGGCGUCAACGGCUCCAAGAGCGGCAUCGUCACCGGCUACUGUUUCGGCAUUCUGGCCGCCAUCGUCAUCAUCUUCCUGGUCUCGUGGGGCCUGAUUCGCCUACGUGUGUAUUUGACCGGGGACCGAAUCAAGCGCGCCGCACGCGAUCCGUUGCGCCGCGGCCAGCAUGAGUUUGGCCAUGCGACGAGUCUGCGCGAUUCAUCGAUCGAGAUGAAGCAGGCGUCGGCGGCGUAG
Penicillium oxalicum is the source of this 990-nucleotide messenger RNA. RefSeq lists its product as uncharacterized. Gene Ontology annotation, cellular component: membrane. The record is from RefSeq and is a predicted model, not a curated record. The transcript is spliced from 2 exons. Lineage: Eukaryota; Fungi; Ascomycota; Eurotiomycetes; Eurotiales; Aspergillaceae. Bases 1 to 990 code for a protein of 329 amino acids.